AUGGAGACGGCCAAAGGCGUCACCAACAUGGCGCUGGCCCACGAAAUCAUGCUGAACCAGGAGUUCCAGGUCCGUCCGGCCGAGCCUCCAGAGGGAAGCCUGGAGCGCAAAGUGAAGGAGAUCAUGCACAAGGCCUUCUGGGACUGUCUGGAGGUGCAGCUUUCCGAAGACCCGCCCUCCUACGGACACGCCAUCAGGCUGCUGGCUGAGAUCAAAGAGACUCUGCUGUCCUUUUUGCUGCCGGGCCACGGCCGGCUGCGUUCCCGGAUCGAGGAGGUCCUGGACCUGCCGCUGAUCCAGCAGCAGGCGGAGAACGGGGCGCUGGACAUCGGGCGGCUGUCCCAGUUCGUCAUCGGGAUGAUGGGCUCGCUGGCCAUUUUCUCUGUGCUGGACCUGAUGAAGAUGGACAUGGCUAACUUUGCGGUGAGCAGCAUCAGGCCUCACCUCAUGCAGCAGUCCGUGGAGUACGAGAGGAACAAAUUCCAGGAGUUUCUGGAGAAACAGCCGAGUAAGUAG
This is a messenger RNA of Menidia menidia (Atlantic silverside), 516 nucleotides long. NCBI's taxonomy places the organism in Eukaryota, Metazoa, Chordata, Actinopteri, Atheriniformes, Atherinopsidae. The record is from the annotation of a GenBank genome assembly.